CAUCAGUUCCUCUCAAGUCACAGUUCAACAUCAAAGUACCCCAUUUGCUAUACCUCACUUGUUCACGAUGCGCUUCCAACUCGCCCACAUCUUCUGUUUGCUCGGCGCUGCCGAGGCCAUCGCUAUUGGUAGUCCCGAGAAAGACUACGCCCUGCUCUCAAAGGAUGUCGCAGCUCCUCUCGACCGCCGCACCGACAUCGAAGUCGCCGCCGGCUUCGUCAGCAACGGCGCAACCGCCACUCUGGCCAUCGUCUCCAUCGCCAACUACCUCGCCGUCUACAUCAAAGGCCAAUCCGACGUCAACAGCUGCUCCGUAAUCUCUGGAAACGUCGACGGCGCUGCGUGGCAAUACUACGCGACAACUUCUGGUCCGAAGUGCGACACUACGUCUGAGUCGAAGACGAUUAGGAAUGCGGUGGAGCGCGAGCUUAAGUGGAUGCAGGAGAAUGGGUAUGAUGCUGCUUGUUUCAAGAUGGAUCAUGGGGGUACUUGGGAGGGGCAUCUCAAGAUUGCGUUUAAUGGAAAGCCGAUUGCGAGUGACACGCAGUGCAAUGCUGUCAAGUAUGUUGGGCUGUAGAUGCGUUGUAUAGUGGUUGGGAUGGAGAGCAGAAUUGGUAGUAUGGGCUUUUGUAGAAGCUAUCAUCGAUCUCGUUCUGGGUAGAAGAAGUUUGACGGUCACAAUAGAAUACGCGAAGUCGUCGGAGUUAGACAAUAUGCCGACGGCUGCUACUGAGCAAGUCUAAAGAAGGGCAUGUGUUUAAGGGAGUGCGCAAGACACUCUAUUAGUAGUUGUUGUGUAGCUAGAUCUUUAAAUGCUAGACACGCGGACAAGCACUUUUAAAGCAUAGACUGUAUAGUGAAACUCUAGACCUAGCGUAUG
Messenger RNA from Alternaria rosae, 880 nucleotides. RefSeq lists its product as uncharacterized. Bases 68 to 577 code for a protein of 169 amino acids. The transcript is spliced from 2 exons. Lineage: Eukaryota; Fungi; Ascomycota; Dothideomycetes; Pleosporales; Pleosporaceae. The record is from RefSeq and is a predicted model, not a curated record.